AAAGCCAGUUCACUGCAAGCAAAAUACAAUGGCAUUGUCGAGUGAGCAGUAUGUGGAGCCUCUAAAAAUUGAUCUGACACUUGAUAUGGAGGAUUAUGAAAAGGGUGUUGAUCGGAUACUUCACCUGGUCAGACCCAACUGGAGCAAAGAAAAUAUAACCAUGAAAGUGUUUUCAAACGGUAUCACCAAUAAAAUGUUAGGUUUUACACAUAAAGAGAAUAAAUCUGACAUUGUGCUUAUCAGGAUAAAUGGAAAUAAAACUGAGAUUUUUCUGGACAGAGAUGCAGAGGUAAAAAGCUUUAAAACAUUGCACAAAGCUGGUUGUGCCCCCAAUCUCUAUUGUAUAUUUAGUAACGGCCUAUGUUAUGAAUAUAUACCUGGAAACACAGUUUCUCGUGAGCAAGUCAGAGAUCCAAAAAUAUACAGAUUAAUAGCAAAAGAGAUGGCACGAUUGCAUAAGAUUCAACCUGAAAUUGAUUGCAAUGGCAAUUCUCCUGCUGUAUUUCGAUACUGUAACAAGUUUCUGCAUUUGAGCUUUUCAGAAAAUUCACCACCUGGAAGGAGUCUGAAUGGUUAUACUGGCCCAUUGGAAAAAGAACUUCACGAGGAAUUGAACAUGUUAGAAGAACAUCUGUCCAAAUUAGGCUCUCAACUAGUAUAUUGUCACAACGAUCUUUUACUGAAUAACAUUAUUUAUAAUGAUGAAAAAAACUCUGUCCAUUUCAUUGACUUCGAAUAUACUGGGAUGAACUUUCAAGCUUAUGAUAUCGCAAACCACUUCUGUGAGUUCGCAGGAGUCGAUGAUGCUGACUUUUCAUUUUAUCCUGAUUAUAAUCUUCAAAUCGAUUGGAUCAAAGAAUACUUGAAACAUUGGAAUAAAGGAACAGAACCAUCAGAUCAUGAUAUAAAGAGAUUGUAUGUUCAAGUCAAUAAGUUUGCUUUGGCAGCACAUUUCUUGUGGGGAACUUGGUCACUGACGCAAGCAAAAUAUUCAUCCAUUGAAUUUGACUACCUGGGAUAUGCCCAGCAAAGAUUGGAUGAAUAUCAAAAGAGGAAAGAAGAAUUCCUUGCACUGAAGAUGCCGUAAAACAAGUAUCGCUACAAACCCAAAUUUAGCCAUGCAAAGACUUCAUAUUUUGUGACCAACAACAUUCCUUGCUUAACCUCCGAUGUGCAAUAACUAACCAACUAAGCAGUGGGAGCACUGUCUGCUGGGGCGUGUUGGAUAAUUAAUAAUAUUUCUGAAAUAGAUCUAAUUAAUGAGCUAUUCAUAUAUAUUUAUUUACUGAUUUUUUGUGCUAAUAAAUUCAAAUCUAAUUUU
This is a messenger RNA of Styela clava, 1321 nucleotides long. Its product is annotated as ethanolamine kinase 1-like. NCBI's taxonomy places the organism in Eukaryota, Metazoa, Chordata, Ascidiacea, Stolidobranchia, Styelidae. Gene Ontology annotation, cellular component: cytoplasm. Gene Ontology annotation, molecular function: ethanolamine kinase activity. Gene Ontology annotation, biological process: phosphatidylethanolamine biosynthetic process. The record is from RefSeq and is a predicted model, not a curated record.